CCGAGUCGUAAACGCGUAAACUUUCGAGUGCUUCAACUUCGCCCUCUGUAUACGGAGCUGAUCAAACCCCUUUGACAUAUUUUCACCGUUGGACUUCCUUUGUCCGAAAUAAAUGGCCAAUCCGCCGGGCAUAUCGCAAUCCGUGUACGAUGAUCUUGUUCGAUACACGAAGUAUUCCUCGGGCGCCUAUCAGAUCCUCUGUCCAAGGCCGAUGGGUAACACGCUGGUGCUGCAGUUCACCGAUGUCCUAACUAGCACACAAGGUUUUGUGGUUCGGGACGAUAAGAGAAAAGAGAUUAUUGUUGCUUUCAGAGGUAGCCAAAAUAUAUCUCAUGUUCUUCUCGAUAGCCAGAUUCUCAUGUCACCCCUAAAUAUUCCCGGUCUUUCUCAAGCAGAUGAUGCUCGAGUUCACAGUGGUUUUCUCUUUGCCUUCAAUUCGGUAGCGUCCACGGUGUUAAAUACAGUUAAAGUUCAAUUCAAUGCCCACCCCGCCUACUCUCUGAUAUCUACAGGCCACUCAUUGGGCGGCUCGUUGGCUUCCAUAGGGGCUAUAUCAAUGAAGUCUAACUUUCCCAACGCUCAUGUCAAACUGUUCACUUUUGGCCAACCUAGAACAGGCAAUGGAGCUUUUGCUACUUUAGUAGAACAUAUACUCUCUCCUUCCAAUAUUUUUCGAGCCGUGCAUACUUUUGACGGCGUCCCUACCAUGCUUUCCCCACAACUAGGUUAUGUCCACCAUGCCACCGAAUACUGGCAAUUUAUAGAACCACCAUCUCCAAAAAAUGUCAAACAAUGCUCAGGGGGAGAAGAUCCAGAUGGAAGUGCGUCUGUCCCAACCACCGGAAUUAACAUUCCUCAUAUGGUUUAUUUCGGUCAAGCCAUAUCACUGGAUCCAACAGUCUGUCUGUAGACUUUUUGUUAUCACCCAUUCCGAGUGACGAUCACGAUCACGACCACAAAUUGAACUCUGAGGGGUCUCACUGAAAGUCGAAGGGCAGUUUUGUUUUAUUGUUCUAGGAUGCGACUUCAUAAUACAUCAUUUUCGCUACCGUAUUGCUUUGAUCACUUUUUCGUAUCGUAGUGAAGUGCUUCCAAUCCACAAGACGACAGAUUUAUGU
Serpula lacrymans var. lacrymans S7.9 is the source of this 1118-nucleotide messenger RNA. RefSeq lists its product as uncharacterized. The transcript is spliced from 11 exons. Gene Ontology annotation, biological process: lipid metabolic process. The coding region runs from base 113 to 910 and encodes 265 amino acids. The record is from RefSeq and is a predicted model, not a curated record. NCBI's taxonomy places the organism in Eukaryota, Fungi, Basidiomycota, Agaricomycetes, Boletales, Serpulaceae.